ACAUACGUAGCUAUAACUUUGCCUCCUUCACAUCCUGUCUUUCUUGGGAGCUUGGCAUCACUUCACUGAAUUGUUCAUUUACUGAUCAUCUACAGAGUCACCAUGAGGACCAAAGCCAUCCUUCUUAUGUCAGUGUUUAUACUGAUACUCUUGAUUCCCGUAUCUUUUGCUACCGGCACUCAAAACUAUACUCUAGAGAACAAUACGACAUCUACUCAAACUUUAGGCUAUUCACACUCUCCCUCUGGAGCUACAAACAGCACAACAACAUCCUCCCCAACAUCCAAUUCAGUUACAACCGUUGUUCCAUCAGGUACAACAAAUACAGCUCUACCUAGCACAACUUCCUCACUCUCCACAACCGAAAAGGCAGUGAAGAUUUGGCUUAUUGUCAUUCUGUUGGUCAUCAUGGUUUUGAUGGUGCUUGUGGCAUAUCUCCAUCACGUGUGCCAGCAGUCCGGCCAUAGCGGCUCUGUGCCCAGGUUCCUAUUAGAUGUGAGGGAGAGGCUGAGAACCUGGAUCAGGAACCUGGAGGACCACCAGGGUGUUCAGCUUUGGCCAGGGGACAAGAGACCAGCAGAGGAUGCCAUGGAGGAGGAUGCCAUGGAGGACACAGAAGGAGGACAGGCAGAUGAGGGAGAGGUGUGGAGGGGUGGAGAAGGAGCUAAUAAUGAACUAAGCAACGAGGAAAAAGGAGAACACAAGGAGGAAGACAGCGACACUUCGGAUGACUGCUCAAGUUUGGAGGGGGAUGAUCUGAGGGAGAGGGCACUAAACAGACAGAAUGAAGAGGAGGGGAACCAGAGCAAGGACAAGGAUGAGGAUGAAACGAGUACCUCAAGUGAUGAAGGUCAAAGUCAUUCAGAAGGAAUGAGUGGUGGAAAUAAAGAUGAAGAUUCUGAAGAGACUGCACUUGUAAUCUCCCCUCAGCAGGAUGUAUGUGAUGUGACUGUUUUAUAGUGAAACGAUGCAUGAGUGAAGGAGAAGAUUCUGACUGUUUUUAAUGUUACAGAGUUUAGAUAGUUACUUUAUCGACACCAAAUCAAUAAAUAAAUCAAUACAUUUGCCUUUUUCAUAGUUGUCUCUGUGCUCUACCACUGAAACUCCGAUGUAAAAAAAAAAAAAACACUGUCAGUGUGUGAUGAUCUUCAAAUAAACCUUUAA
This is a messenger RNA of Maylandia zebra (zebra mbuna), 1164 nucleotides long. The record is from RefSeq and is a predicted model, not a curated record. NCBI's taxonomy places the organism in Eukaryota, Metazoa, Chordata, Actinopteri, Cichliformes, Cichlidae.